AAAGAAGAACAUAUAAAAGUAUAAGCAAUGCAUGUGAAUAAAGUUCUCCUAGCAUCAUUUUCUCACAGAAACCCAACAAUCAUUCCUCUACCGCGCAAGCAAAGUAUCAUUUUCUCUUUUUUUUUAUUCAUUUGCAACACAAAUUGCCAGUCUAAACUCUCAGUUUUUCACUCACAGCCAUGACUUCACUCUUCCUGAUCACUUCUUCUUUCAGUUUUCUGGCUUUGAUCUUAGCUAGACCAAGUUUUGCCGCCAUCCGAGCUAACUCAUGCCGAUCAUAUUGUGGGAAUCUCACCAUAGAUUACCCUUUUGCUCUUGACUAUGGCUGCGGUCACCCAGGUUUCAGAGACCUUUUGUUCUGCAUGAACGAUGUUCUGAUGUUUCACAUCAGUUCAGGAUCAUACAGGGUCCUAGACAUAGACUAUGCUUACCAAGCGCUCACGUUACAUGACCCCCACAUGUCAACUUGUGACACCAUAGUGCUAGGCAGCAGAGGCAAUGGCUUCGCCGUCGAGCAAUGGCGGGAGCCGUACUUCAAUCCGACGCCUGAUAACGUGUUCAUGCUUAUAGGUUGCUCAGCUCAAUCACCACUCUUCCAGGGUUUCCCUGGAAAGCACCUGCCUUGCAGGAAUGUAUCCGGGAUGGGAUGCGAAGAGUACUAUGAUUGCCCGGCAUGGAGCCUGGUGGGUCACAAAAAGGUAGGGUCAGUUUUUGGGUCAGGCCCACCAGAGUGUUGUGCUGUGGCAUUUGAGGCCAUCAAGGCUAUAAAUCUGAGCAAGCUUGAGUGUGAAGGGUAUAGCAGUGCUUAUAGCCUUGCUCCAUUGAGAGUUACUGGGGCUGGUGGGUGGUCAUAUGGGAUCCGAGUCAAGUAUUCGGUUCAAGGAAAUGAUGAGUUUUGUAAGGCUUGUGAGGCCACCGGUGGAGCAUGUGGGUUUGGAAGUGAUGGGGUUACGCAGUUGUGCAUGUGCGGCAGCUUCAAUUCCACCACCAAUUGUGAUUCAGAAGGCUCAGCAUCAAGUAAAAGGACAUGGUCAUUGGUGGUUGCAUUGGCAGGAUUUUUUGUAUGUAUGUCGAUGUGAAUGAUGGGAAGCGCCCCUUUGAGAACAUAGAUUCAACAUUGCUUAUCAAUAUGAUGUAAAUGCUGUUGUUACAUUGGCACAAUGUUGCUUGCACCAUACCUUUAAGAACAUGCUAUACUUUUUGAUUUCUGGUUGAGAGAAGAGAGAUAGAUGUUAGGGUUCAUCAGAAUUGUUCUGGGUUUGUCUUCCAUAUCACUGAAUUCUCUUUGAACGAUGUGGUUAAUUUUGAACAUUAGUCA
This is a messenger RNA of Theobroma umbraticum, 1318 nucleotides long. RefSeq names its product wall-associated receptor kinase galacturonan-binding protein. The record is from RefSeq and is a predicted model, not a curated record. Lineage: Eukaryota; Viridiplantae; Streptophyta; Magnoliopsida; Malvales; Malvaceae. Gene Ontology annotation, molecular function: polysaccharide binding.